Molecule: messenger RNA, 228 nt
Organism: Puccinia triticina
Lineage: Eukaryota; Fungi; Basidiomycota; Pucciniomycetes; Pucciniales; Pucciniaceae
Exons: 1
Coding region: 1-228 (75 amino acids)
Source: RefSeq, a predicted model, not a curated record
AUGGGACUUUUGGUUAAUGACAAUCAAUACAAUGCGGCAUUGGCGGAGGCUGCCCUUUUUAAGACUGGUUGGGGGCUCCAGUUAUUAUUUGCAAUAAUAUUGGUCUACAGCCCGCCCCCGUUUCCACAAAAACUAUUCAAAGACCACUUCAAGAACCUGGGUGAUGAUGUCGUACUAAAACUCGCCACCCUCUAUGGCGCAACAAACCCCACAAAAGAGGAAAUCUGA